Molecule: messenger RNA, 1671 nt
Organism: Blastocystis hominis
Lineage: Eukaryota; Bigyra; Opalinata; Blastocystidae
Exons: 1
Coding region: 1-1671 (556 amino acids)
Biological process (GO): phosphorylation
Molecular function (GO): transferase activity, transferring phosphorus-containing groups
Source: RefSeq, a predicted model, not a curated record
AUGAUCGAUUGCCCGCUCACCCCAAGCACGAUCUCGAUGAUUCGCUGGUUCAUGUGGUGUUCGAAGAACUACACGUGCUCGAUCGAUGGCUAUUUAUACAUGAAUUUUGCAGGAGUGUGCGACUGCUGCAUUCGGGAUAUUGGGUUGGAAUUACUCAUGAAAGGAAUGGAUCUUGAAUCCUAUCGAAUCAUCAUGGAGGCUUAUCAGAACGAUUAUCCGUUCUAUAAAAAGACGGUUGACCAUAAAGCAUUCCCUGCGAUUUGGAAGACUCUGAUCUCGCACAUUGUCCGAAACCUGCUUUAUUACAUUUUUACGUUCCCUUCUGUGGAAAGAGUGAUUCAAGACACCGAAGCGAUCUUCGAAAAAGUCGAUAAACGAGCCGAAGCUCUCCAGAAGUAUGUUCUCGAAGCAGGCGAAAACGUGUCCAUGACGCAUAUCAUGAACGGCCAUCACGAUGUGUACACCGCGAUUUAUAAAGAAUCGCUCAGUUUGAACAUCUACACUCUCAUGUCGACCAGGCGAAUCACCUCCAUCUUGGAGAAAUACGGAUUGACUGAAUCCGAAAUCCAGUCUUUGUGGUGUUUCAACGCAAACAGCAUCGCGACUCGUUGGAGCCAGGCGUCUUCCAAAGCGGCCAGCGCUCUGCUCGCGGUCUUCAAAGACAAUGCUUCUCUUUCAGAAGAGUUUGAAUCUAUCUGCGCUGCGAAAGACAACGAUCGUGCGAUCAGUUUCCUCAAUUCGAUCCGAAACGAUGCUUCCUCUGCGAGCCAAUCAUUUAUCGACGCGUGGGACGCAUUUCUCGCCGAAUUUGGCCAUCGCGCGAACGUCGAGUUUGACUUGGCGUCGCCUCGCUAUCAAGAACGCCCGGUCGAUCUUCUGAUUUUGAUUCACCGCAUCGACCCGACGAACACGAAAUCGAUCGAGCAAAACCUCCGCGAGCGCGACGAAGCCACCGAAGCAAUCCUCAGCAAGCUGACCUGGUACGAUCGCUGGGUGGUUCAGAGGAAUCUGCCUUACGCUCGCGUGUUUCCGACGUAUCGCGAGUGGUCCAAGCAGGGAUUCAUCCGGAUUACGACCGAGUUCCGUCGCGCGUUGCUGCUGAUCGGGCAGAAAUGCGUGAAGCGCGGACUGCUCGAGCAGGUCGACGACGUUUUUUACUUGGAGAUGGAGGAUAUCAUGGCGUGGGAAGCGAACGAGGAGCGAGGAGCGGAGUUCAAAUCGCUCGUGGCGAAGCGAAGGGCGGUGUACAACGCGAGUCCUCUUCACCCUCAUGCGAGAAUGAUCAUUGCUCCCGAAUGCAUCAUGCUCGAUGCGUCCAACGAGCUCAAAGAAGAGCUCAAAAACGUUCCAGAAAACGUGCUGGUGGGCGUCCCGACAUGCAGUGGUGUGGUGGAAGGAGAGGUCGUUCUCGUGACGGAUCCAGACACCGAGCUUCCGCCUGGCGCGAUCUUGGUAGCUCGAGCGACGGAGCCUUCCUGGACGCCUCUGUUUAUGAAUGCAGCAGCGGUGAUUCUGGAGAUCGGCGGGCCGUUGACGCAUGGAAGCGUGAUUGCGCGCGAGCUGUGCAUUCCGUGCGUGGUGGGAGUGAAAGAACUGAUGAAGCGGCUGAAGACGGGGAUGCGAGUGCAGGUGGAUGGAACGAAGGGGUUGGUAACGAUCGUGAAGGAAUAG